AUGUCAGACAACGACGACUUCGCGGCCGGCGACGUCAUAUCGUCCCGCUCGCCCUCUCCAGAAUUCGCACCGACCAAGAAGGCUCCGGCGAAGCGCAAGUCCACCGGCGCCGCAGCAGGCGGGUCCAAGGCGAAGAAAGCGCGCACUUCUACCUCCACCGUCGACCCCUACGCGCAGACGCGCGAGCUUAUUGCCGCCGUCAUCGCCAAUCCAGCGGGAUACGGCGAGGACGUCGUGAGGCUGGCGCAGUACGCGCACGCGCUGCAGACGGGCGCAGUAUCUGCGCCCAAGCCGAAGAAGAACGCGGAACAGCUGGAGAAGGAUGUGGAGAAGAUUAAGACGGCUGCGUAUCGCGGUAUCAAGGCUCAGUUCAAGUGGAGGCCCUCGUGCAAGACGGGCGGCGCGCGCUGGAGCUACGACGGCUUCUGCCCCGACCCCGAAGUGUUCGCGCGCAUGAUGGGGCUCGAGGGCCCGCCGAAGUGGAAGCAGAAGAAGUUCGGCAAGGACGAGUUUGAGGACCGGAUCGGGCGGAUCGUCGGCUCGGCGCGGUACAACGAUAUGUAUAUUCUGGGGGACGUGAACGUGCGCUACAAUGGCGAGAGCGGGGAGUUCAAGAUGACCGGCAGCUAUGGCGUCCCCAGCGUCCCCAAAUACUGA
Messenger RNA from Peniophora sp. CBMAI 1063, 657 nucleotides. The record is from the annotation of a GenBank genome assembly. NCBI's taxonomy places the organism in Eukaryota, Fungi, Basidiomycota, Agaricomycetes, Russulales, Peniophoraceae.